Molecule: messenger RNA, 1429 nt
Organism: Aphis gossypii (cotton aphid)
Lineage: Eukaryota; Metazoa; Arthropoda; Insecta; Hemiptera; Aphididae
Product: sentrin-specific protease 1-like
Exons: 3
Coding region: 314-1075 (253 amino acids)
Biological process (GO): protein desumoylation
Cellular component (GO): nucleus
Molecular function (GO): deSUMOylase activity
Source: RefSeq, a predicted model, not a curated record
AGGCGUUAUCAGAAGCGGAGUUUGGUACUUUGUUUGGUCCCCUUAUUAAAGUUUUCGGGUUUAUUAGAAUUUAAAAACGAUAAAAACUAAAACUGUGAUUUUUUAUAUUUCUGUGGUAAAUCUUAAUUUUUUAAUUCAUAAUUGUAAACUUAAUCCUAAACGCUAAAAAUAAAAUAAUUGUUAGCGAAUACAUUAUUCAGUAUAAUAUACAUAGGUAUUGUUGUCUUAUAAUUAUUCGUAUACAAAUAAUUGAAAAAAAUCAAUACAUUCAUCUCUUCGUUUAGAAUCUAAAAUAUAUUUAGAUGAAGCAGUAAUGUGUUGUAUACUUGACAUUUUCGUGCAAAUUGCAUCAUUUUUCAUUGGGUUAUUGGUACAAGUUUGGACGUAUAUUUGGUCCUCAUGGUCAUCAGGUGAAAUUAUUUUUGCGGAACGGGUUGAAGAAAGAGGUAUGGCUACAUCAACAAUUUCUCAAUCAGCUUCUCCCUCGGAUUUUGAUGACUGUGCAUGUCUAGAUGAUAAAUAUAUUAACAAAUAUAUGAAUUUAAUCACAAUACGUUCCGGUAAUAAUGUGUAUGUAUUUGAUACAUUUUUUUUCACUGCCCUAUCUGAGAAAGGAUAUUCACGCGUUCAUCGUUGGACAAAAAAUAUUGAUAUAUUCUCAAAACAAAAAUUGAUGAUUCCUAUUUAUAUCAAAGAAGAAAAUUGCUGGUGUUUAGUGUUGAUUGAUAUGACAAAAAAUGUCUUGAAAUAUUAUGAUAAAUCAGGAAAAUAUGAUCCCAAACACAUAAGAUUGAUAGUCAAGUAUUUGAAGUUAGAACAUGUUAUGAGGAAAGGAGAGUUUCUUAAAACACAGUUUACCGAAUCUCCUAUAAAAAUAUUUAAUUCCGAUGUUGGCAUUUUGGAUUGUGGAUUGUUUAUUUGUGUUAUUGCGGAACAUCUAUCAAGAAAUGCUCGAUUACUUUUUACACUUAAAGACAUGAGGAGAUUCCAUAAACAAAUAUUAUGUGAUUUGACGUGUGACAGUAUCACAUGCUUAAACUCAAGUUAUACUACUAAUAGUACAAAUACUAAGUAAACAUAAUAUGUUCUGUAUAUUUGGCAUGUAUUAUUCAUAUUAAAACAUCAUUAUGCAUUUUUUAGUUUUAAUUUUAAUACCUAAUAAAUAUAUUUUUUUUUUUUUUUUGUAUAUUUAAUGUUUUUAUACUUAUAAUUUAUCCUAAUCUAAGGCUUAGUUAUUAAGUUUUAUUUAUAUAAUUUUAGUAGGAUUGUAUAAUAAAUUUUAAUUUAUUAUCUAAAGUAAUAAGAUAAUAAGAUAAGGUAACUUUAAUAUAAUAUAACAAGAUAACUUGGUUUGUAUUUUUUAAAUAAAAACUGUAAAUUAGAUAUAAUAUUUAAUUCACAAUUAGUAAAUAAUUUAUUAUAAAAUUAA